GUUACAUACAAGGAGAAGAAUAAGGCAUUGCUGCAAACAAGUAAUGCAGAACAUUGCUCUUCUCUUUUUUCCCUAAAUGUACCAUUCUUGUUUUACUAUUGUUCAGUAACAGUUGUAACAGUAAAUCUCAAACACUAUUUAAUAAUUACUAUAUACUAUGUACACACCGUAUUCCCUUGAAGAAUUAACUGAUCCUUAUCGCAAUAGAAGAGCUUCUUCUACAAAAGAAGAAAGCUCACCUACAACACCAAAAUCAGCAACACAACUUUUACCGCCGUCACCGUUUCAGCAAGAGCCAGGUAGAGCCUAUUCAUAUUUACCUUAUUCUAACCAUGCGCUGGAUCUUGGAAAAGCAACUUCCAAAAAACCAACCGACCUGUACGUAGAGGAUGACAUAGACAAUAUGACUAUCACCUCCUUUCAUCAAGUUGUGAAUAUGCUCAACGGAGAAGAACAACAGCGUGCACUCACCUUAAUUACCGACAACAAUAAUAAAUUACUACUUCUACAGCAACAGCAAGAGAUAAAGAAAAGAGGAAGAAAACCCAGAAGCAUAUUCUUGGACAGACGAUGCUGGGUCAUCACAACAUUUUGCUGCCUCGGUAUCAUUCUUUCCAUGGCUACAUAUUUCUGUUGGCCUCGGCUACCUCUGUUUGUCAUCACGAGCGAGAAAUUGGAGCGCAUUGGCGAACCAGCUGACUGGGGUCCCAAGCACCAACCUUGGCUUAAAGCCACAUGGGAACUCAAUAUGACGUUGAAUAACUCUGGAAAUUAUGUGCAAACGCGAGUGCAGAAUAUAGAAUUCAUAUUAAAGGAUAAAAAUACACAUCAACCAUUCGCCUGGUCUAAAUCGGGAGUUUUACAAUUGCCUGCGCAUGAAAAGACAAAAGUGUCGUUACUCUUCAAUGUUGACUAUGAGCCAAAUAGCGUGGAUGAUCCAACUUUCAAGAAUCUAUAUAAUGCAUGUGGGCCACAAAUGCCAAGCGAGCCGCCAGCACUUAAUGUUACAUUAGAAGUUAUCAUGCACAUUUAUGGAAUCAGCUGGGCGACAGUAAUCAACAUCAAUUCAACAGAAGUUGGAGGGUUAUAUUGUCCAUUUAAUUAAAUACUAUAUUAUAUUAUUUAGCAAAGAUGGAUAGCCUUUUUCUCUCUCGUUUAGUAUUAUUACUGGUCAAACAGACUGUAUUCGAUCUAUUGGCAA
Messenger RNA from Mycotypha africana, 1201 nucleotides. RefSeq lists its product as uncharacterized. Bases 158 to 1105 code for a protein of 315 amino acids. The record is from RefSeq and is a predicted model, not a curated record. NCBI's taxonomy places the organism in Eukaryota, Fungi, Mucoromycota, Mucoromycetes, Mucorales, Mycotyphaceae. The transcript has 3 exons.